Messenger RNA from Populus euphratica (Euphrates poplar), 808 nucleotides. RefSeq names its product protein PLANT CADMIUM RESISTANCE 2-like. The record is from RefSeq and is a predicted model, not a curated record. The coding region runs from base 1 to 546 and encodes 181 amino acids. Lineage: Eukaryota; Viridiplantae; Streptophyta; Magnoliopsida; Malpighiales; Salicaceae. The transcript has 4 exons.
AUGUAUCCUCCAGUAAAUGACCAGCCAAGAUAUCCAGUAGAUGUUCAUCAAGGCCCAAUCCUUGUUUCAGGAGCUCCUACUCCCAAUCCUAUAUACACUUAUGCUCCACAUAUGGCCGUGGGCCACGCUCCUGGUGUGGCAAGGAAGUGGUCUACUGGUCUCUGCCAUUGCUGUGAUGAUCCUGCAAAUUGUUUCAUCACUUGCCUUUGUCCUUGCAUCACAUUUGGACAGAUUGCUGAAAUUGUGAAUAGGGGAUCUACAACUUGUUUUAUGAGUGGAUCAGUAUAUGCGCUAUUGUUGGGUUUUGCAUGCUUGUACUCCUGUUGCUAUCGCUCAAAAUUGAGGGGCCAAUAUGACUUGGAGGAGGCCCCUUGUAUGGAUUGCCUGGCGCACUUCUGCUGUGAGACUUGCGCGUUGAGUCAAGAAUAUAGAGAGCUCAAGAGUCGUGGAUUUGAUAUGGGGAUAGGCUGGGAAGCCAAUAUGGUUAGAUUUCAACAGCGUGGAAUCACAAUGGCUCCAAUUGCGACCCCAGGCAUGACAAGAUGACAGAGACCCUUCAGUUCAGUUCUGUUUUUUUUUUUUCCUCCCACGGCAACAACUGAUGCCAAUGCUGCUGCCUAUCUUCUUCUGCUAUCGCGCUUGUUCUUGCAACAUUUAUGUCUUGUAUAUCGGUUUGCUUAUUUGGGCUCUAGAGUGUUUACUUGCAUAUAUCAAUUUUCACAUUGGCUACAAGAAUUGUGAAAGUUUUGAGUCAUUAUAAUAUCCAGGAAAGGAAAAUCUCCCAUGAUAAAACUGGUGAUUGGUCUUC